This is a messenger RNA of Daucus carota subsp. sativus, 2296 nucleotides long. RefSeq names its product ATP-dependent 6-phosphofructokinase 4, chloroplastic. The coding region runs from base 196 to 1839 and encodes 547 amino acids. Gene Ontology annotation, cellular component: cytoplasm. Gene Ontology annotation, molecular function: ATP binding; 6-phosphofructokinase activity. The record is from RefSeq and is a predicted model, not a curated record. The transcript is spliced from 14 exons. Gene Ontology annotation, biological process: fructose 6-phosphate metabolic process; glycolytic process. Lineage: Eukaryota; Viridiplantae; Streptophyta; Magnoliopsida; Apiales; Apiaceae.
AAUUAUGGUAUGCCAACUCACAUUUUAGCCAAAGUUACUCUGUGGUCGGAGAUGCUCUGAAGAAUGGCACCACGGCGGGAAGAAAAAGAUACACAGUCCUCUAUUUAAUUGCCCCUUUGGUGUUGUUUCAGUCAAACGCAACAACACUGUCGUCCCGAUAUUUCCCAGCUAGGCCGCCAUCCUUUUGAAAUCUGUAUGUAUAUUCCUAUUCCAUCAUCUGCGAUCUCAACUCCGUCCAUGGAUCUCUCUAUCUCUUACUCUCUCUCUAAAUCUCCCUCCUCUCUUUCUCUCUCUAGAAUCACACACACUUCUUUCUCUUCUCGCACUAGUUUAACUCCUUUUUUCUCUUCCAAGUUUAUUAACAAAUUGAGUUAUAGACCUCUGGUUCUGGUAAAGAAGCAUCAAGCAAGAGCUCAAUCUCGAAAUGAAAUCGACAGUCAGGACGAUGCUUUCAUUGUUGAUAAUGUUCCGCACUUAACCGAUUUCCUCCCUGAUUUACAGUCUUAUCCAAACCCAUUGAAGAAGAGCCCGGCUUAUGCAAUAGUCAAGAAAACGUUUGUCAGCCCUGAAGAUGUGGUAGCACAAAAAAUUGUUCUCCAGAAGGGCAGCUCUAGAGGGGUGCAUUUUCCUCGUGCCGGGCCGCGGGAAAAGGUUUAUUUCAAGUCGGAGGAGGUACGUGCUUGCAUUGUGACAUGCGGCGGUUUAUGCCCGGGAAUCAAUACAGUGAUUAGGGAAAUAGUUUGCGGCUUGAAUUUUAUGUAUGGCGUUGAUGAUAUACUUGGAAUUGAGGGAGGAUAUAAGGGCUUCUACUCAAAAAAUACUAAAAAAUUGACACCUAAAAGUGUCGAUGAUAUACAUAAACGUGGUGGCACUCUACUUCAAACUUCACGAGGGGGGUCUGAUACAAUUAAGAUAGUUGACAACAUUCAGGACCGGGGAAUAAAUCAGGUUUACAUAAUUGGAGGUGAUGGUACACAAAGAGGAGCUAAUGCUAUUUACAAGGAAGUUGAAAAACGAGGUCUUCAAGUUGCGGUAGCUGGGAUUCCAAAGACAAUUGACAAUGAUAUUGCAGUAAUAGACAAGUCUUUUGGUUUUGAUACUGCUGUUGAAGAAGCUCAGAGGGCCAUUAAUGCAGCACAUGUUGAAGUUGAGAGUGUGGAAAAUGGAGUUGGAAUUGUGAAGCUUAUGGGACGGUAUAGUGGGUUCAUAGCUCUGUAUGCAACAUUGGCUAGUAGAGAUGUGGACUGUUGUUUGAUUCCAGAAUCUCCAUUUUAUCUGGAAGGUCAGGGUGGACUUUUUGAGUUUGUUGAACAAAGGCUCAAAGAAAACAGCCAUGUUGUGAUUGUAGUUGCAGAAGGAGCAGGGCAGGAAUUUGUUGCUCAAACCAUGCAAUCAAUCGACGAGAAAGAUGCAUCUGGAAAUAGGCUGCUUUUAGACGUUGGCCAAUGGCUAACUCAGAAAUUUAAGGAUCACUUUACAAAGGUUCGGAAGAUGACAAUAAAUCUAAAAUACAUAGAUCCAACCUACAUGAUCCGAGCAGUCCCCAGUAAUGCAUCGGACAAUAUCUACUGCACUCUUUUGGCUCAAAGUGCUGUUCACGGGGCCAUGGCUGGGUACACUGGCUUUACAGUUGGACCAGUCAAUAGCAGACAUGCAUAUAUUCCCAUAUCUCGUGUGACUGAAACUCAAAACGUUGUGAAGUUGACGGAUAGAUCAUGGGCUAGGCUUCUUGCAUCCACCAAUCAGCCCAGUUUUGUACAACACAAUGAUGUGGAACGAGAAAAGCUUGAUCAGGAUACUAUUGAUGCCAUCGACAGCAUGAGAAUCACCUCUAUCUAGAAGUUGUGAGCUCAUACACCUGUAUACAAUGAUAUAUCUGCAGAUAUUUUCAUUGAUUCAUGUUGACUACAGAUUGCAGCCCUCAGCUACAUAGAAGACGGUCUAUCAAUGGGAUACUGUGUUAUUACCGAUACAUAUACAUGUAUCCAGUGUGUUCAGUUUUCUUGGCGGAUGAAGACUAAUAGACUAUUGCAGAACUCAGAUUAGCAGGCAUUUGUACUUUGUAACAAGUAUCAUCCUUGUGUAAAGUCUGGUGCAAUAUUGGAAUAGAUUAGCUAGGUCAGUAUAAUGAUAGAAUAUCUAUUUAAUUCUUUAUUUAAAGGUCUGAGUAAUGACUGUGACUGCGUAAACAAACUGGAGCUUUACAUACACAAGGAACACUCAGGCAAGAGAUGGACCAGAGCUGUUUAUUACUGAUAUUUUUAUUUUAUGUUUAUUGAACAAAAUUCUAAGCGCU